Molecule: messenger RNA, 9600 nt
Organism: Calidris pugnax (ruff)
Lineage: Eukaryota; Metazoa; Chordata; Aves; Charadriiformes; Scolopacidae
Gene: DAB2IP
Product: DAB2 interacting protein
Exons: 14
Coding region: 1064-4336 (1090 amino acids)
Biological process (GO): regulation of GTPase activity
Source: RefSeq, a predicted model, not a curated record
UCUGUGUGUUCUCCGCUGAGGAGGCGAGGAGGGAAGUGCUCUGAGUGGGGUGUUGUGCUGCCAGCAUGGCUGUUGGGAUAGUGCCGUCGGCCCCAGGGCGUGCUGGGGACCAGUUUGCCCCGGAAGGAAGACAAGGAGCCCGCUGGCCUUAGGUGACAGUGCUCCUUGGUAUUCAAGCCCAGCAAUAAUGCUGCCGGUCCUUCACGUUCUCUGGAUCCUUUGGAGGUGAGAGGGUCAUGCCCACCUUUGGCUGAGGAGGAGAGGCACACGGGAGGAUGUGCAGGGAGCUGGUGUUGGAGCUGGGCAGAGAACCUGUGAAUUUUGACUCAUUUCUCGGCUCCGUGCGCGGUGGUGCUGCCCGGAGGGACGGUCCAUCUGGGAAUCCUUACUGGAGGAGGCGAGACUGGUGCCUGCUGCCUCGGGUGGGACCUGCCCGUCUCCCGCUCUGAGACCUGUGUCCUUCCCCUUUGGAGCCAGGAAACCCGGAGUGUUCUUGUUAAUCAGGGAUAUUUACCUUCGCGCUGGUUUUUCCCCCAAAAUGCUGACCGGUGGCUGCAGCCCCAGUGCCUGCCUUCUCCCCCGAUCCGCAGCAGCCUUGCACGAGCUGGAGGAUUUAUGAUUUGCUGCAGCCAUGGACGGUAGCCUUUGAAAAGUGGGAAAGGAAGCAGCCAUAAAUAACAGGCAGGGGACAGUGCCAUGCGGUGGUUUUUCAUUUACUAGAUAGUCCUACUUUGUUCUUGAUGAGUAAUGGAGGCAUUUGAAUACGCCAGGAUGACAGCAGCAGUCUGGCUCUGGGAACGUGUCGGCGUGGGCUGGGUGAGGAUGGUGGCAAUCAGGACAGUCGGACCAUGCCGUGGAGCCUUCCUCCCCUCCGCUCUCCGCUGCCUGGCGUCCUCCUCUCGCUCUCACCCGCUGCUCCGGGCACCCUCUUCCCUGAGUCUGCACUUGGGCGGCCCCGGGGAGCGGCGGGGAGCCCGGCCGUGAGGGACGGCGGUCACCGAGCCUCAACGGGUGCCGGUGGGCGUUGGGUGCCCAUGCGGCCGGGGGUGCCGGGGUGCGGACCAUGGCUCACGCCGGUGCUGCCGGCUGCUGCUGCCAGCGCUACUCCCUGCUCUGGAUCGCGCUGCUGCAAAGAUCCCAUCUAAUGCCGAGGCUGAAAGAAUCGCGCUCCCACGAGUCUUUGCUCAGUCCCAGUAGUGCUGUUGAGGCUCUGGAUCUCAGCAUGGAGGAAGAAGUGGUCAUCAAGCCCGUCCAUAGCAGCAUCCUGGGACAAGACUAUUGCUUUGAGGUGACGACUUCAUCAGGAAGUAAGUGCUUCUCGUGUCGUUCUGCAGCAGAGCGAGAUAAAUGGAUGGAAAACCUGCGGCGUGCCGUGCACCCAAAUAAGGACAACAGCAGAAGGGUAGAGAAUAUGUUAAAGUUAUGGAUUAUUGAAGCCAAGGACCUGCCAGCUAAGAAAAAGUACUUGUGUGAAUUAUGCCUGGACGACGUUCUUUAUGCACGAACUACCUGUAAAUUGAAAACUGAUAAUGUAUUUUGGGGGGAGCACUUUGAAUUUAAUAACCUCCCAUCGCUCAAAAACAUUACGGUGCACUUAUACAAAGAGACUGACAAGAAGAAAAAGAAGGACAAGACCAAUUUCAUAGGACAGGUGAACAUCCCCGUCAGCUCUGUCACGGGCCGGCAGUUUGUAGAGAAAUGGUACCCCGUGGUCAGCCCCAACCCCGGGAAGGGCAAGUCCCCGGGGCCCAUGAUCCGCAUCAAGUCGCGCUACCAGAGUAUGAGCAUCCUUCCCAUGGAGAUGUACAAAGAGUUUGCCGAGUACAUCACUAACAAUUACAUGGUGCUGUGCUCGGUGCUGGAGCCCUCGCUGAGCGUGAAGAACAAAGAGGAGAUGGCGUCCGCGCUGGUGCACAUCCUGCAGAGUACAGGCAAGGCCAAGGAUUUCUUGACUGACCUGAUGAUGUCUGAAGUUGAUCGCUGUGGUGAGAAUGAGCAUCUCAUUUUCAGGGAGAACACACUGGCCACCAAAGCAAUCGAAGAAUACCUGAAGCUGGUGGGGCAGAAAUACUUGCAAGAUGCCUUAGGGGAAUUUAUCAAGGCACUGUACGAAUCAGAUGAAAAUUGUGAGGUGGAUCCCAGUAAGUGUUCGUCUUCGGACCUCCCUGAGCAUCAGAGCAACCUGAAAAUGUGCUGCGAGCUGGCCUUCUGCAAAAUCAUCAACUCCUACUGCGUCUUCCCAAGGGAGCUCAAAGAAGUUUUUGCCUCGUGGAGACAAGAAUGCAGCAACCGAGGCCGCCCGGACAUCAGCGAGCGACUGAUCAGUGCCUCCCUGUUCCUCCGGUUCCUCUGCCCAGCCAUCAUGUCCCCGUCCCUCUUCAGCCUCCUGCAGGAGUACCCCGAUGACCGCACUGCACGCACUUUGACCCUCAUUGCCAAGGUCACCCAGAACCUCGCCAACUUUGCCAAGUUUGGCAGCAAGGAGGAAUACAUGUCCUUUAUGAAUCAGUUCCUGGAACAUGAAUGGACUAACAUGCAGAGGUUUCUACUGGAGAUUUCCAAUCCCGAAACCAUCUCGAACACGGCUGGCUUUGAAGGCUACAUCGACCUGGGCCGGGAACUCUCCACCUUGCACUCGCUGCUCUGGGAAGUCAUUUCCCAACUGGAGCAGGCCACUGCAACAAAACUCGGGCCUCUGCCUCGGAUCCUGAGGGACGUCAACUCAGCACUCAGCAACCCGGCCUGCGUGCAGGUCUCGGUGACGGCUGAUCACACCGCGUCCACACCCAACGCUGGCAACAGCAUCUCUGCAGGGCUGCAGAAAAUGGUGAUAGAGAAUGACUUAUCUGGUCUGAUAGAUUUCACACGGUUACCAUCUCCAACCCCUGAAAACAAGGACUUGUUUUUUGUCACAAGGUCUGCUGGGGCCCAGCCCUCGCCUGCCCGAAGCUCCAGUUACUCAGAGGCCAAUGAGCCCGACGUGCAGAUGUCUAAUGGCAGCAAGAGUUUGUCCAUGGUGGACUUGCAGGACAAUCGGCUCUUGGACAGUGGGGCCAACGCGCCGGGCACGGCUGACUCCCUCAAUGACAGUCAGUCCUCCCUGGGGCAGUUGCAGGGCGUAUGGACCACACGGACUCAGCAGAACAGCGUGACGGGCAUGGCCACCGUGCGCCGGGUGGGCCAGACCCCCACCACGCCGAGCGGCGAGAGCGCGCCCGGCCGGCCCCAGCUCCUGGCGCCCCUCUCCUUCCAGAACCCCGUCUACCAAAUGGCCGCCGGGCUGCCCCUCUCCCCCCGCGGCCUGGGCGACUCCGGCUCCGAGUGCCACAGCUCGCUCAGCUCCCACAGCAACAGCGAGGAGCUGACGGCCAACAAGCACGGCUUCGCCGCCCCUGCCGCCAGCGAGGACUUCGCCCGCCGGACGGGAGAGCUGGCCCGCCGGCAGCUCUCGCUGACGGAGAAGGGCGGCCAGCCCACCAUGCCCCGGCAGAACAGCGCGGGACCGCAGAGGCGGAUAGACCAGCCGCCCCCGCCGCCCCCGCCCGUCACCCGGGGCCGGACGCCGCCCUCCCUGCUCAACACGGUUCAGUACCAGAGACCCUCCAGCGGCAGCAUGAUGUCCUCCUCGCCCGACUGGCCAGGCAGCGGGGCCCGCCUGCGGCAGCAGUCCUCCUCCUCCAAAGGCGACAGCCCCGAGAUGAAGCAGCGCACGAUGCACAAACAGGCCCCUUCUCCUGUGAACCCCAAUGCCCUGGACCGCACUGCUGCUUGGCUUUUGAAUAUGAACAUGCAGUUUUUAGAAGAUGAAAGCAUUGACCCAGAUUCCAAGCACAGGGAUAAGCUCAGGAAUAAGGACGAGCUCAGCCAAGCAGAAAAGUACCAGCAGGACCUAGUGGUGCUGCAGGACAAGCUUCGCAUCUCCAACAAGAAGCUGGAGGAAUAUGAGACUCGCUUCAAGUGCCAGGAGGAGACAACGCAGAAGCUGGUGCUGGAGUAUCAGGCCAGGCUGGAGGAGAGCGAGGAGAGGCUCCGGAGGCAGCAGGAGGAUAAGGAGAUCCAGAUGAAGGGCAUCAUCAGCAGGCUGAUGUCAGUUGAGGAGGAACUAAAGAAGGACCACGCAGAAAUGCAGGCUGCCGUGGAUUCCAAGCAGAAGAUUAUCGAUGCACAGGAGAAACGCAUUGCUUCAUUGGAUGCUGCCAACGCACGGUUAAUGAGUGCCCUUACUCAGCUGAAAGAGAGGUACAGCAUGCAGACGCGUAAUGGGAUCUCCCCCACAAACCCAACUAAAUUGCAGAUUACAGAGAAUGGAGAAUUCAGAAACAGCAGUAAUUGUUAACGCGUGGAGGGCGCUGCCGCAGGAGAGGAGGCCUGGCCAGAGAGACGGUGCAGCAGGAGGUGUGAGCCCCGGCUUCAGAGAACGGCUGCUCUCUCCCCCCAGAGAAACCAGCUCCUUUCUGCGGACGGCGCGCUUGACUGAGCCUUUGUGGGAGAUGCUAAUGCCAGCACAUUGAGGGGACGGAGAGAUCGAGUGUGAGAUGAGUGGCAUAAGGAAAUAACAUAUAUUUGAGAAUCGCUGUCACUUGUUGGAUUUAAAAUCAGUGUUUAAUGUUUAAACAAAAGUCACCUUUUUCCUUCUAAACUGCCCAAAGGAUAUGCCUCACCCCUCCCAGCAAGGAAUAACGUCCUUGUGGUUGUAGUAGGUGAAAUAAAGGGAGCUGGGCAGAGCCUGCAGCAGGCAGUGGCCCAGUAAGUCCAGUUCAGGGGUGCUGCUGGAUGCAGCCGUAGGAGGGAUGGCAGCACAGCUUGUGCCCCCCAAACCCCCCCGGAGCACAGCCCUCUCCCAAGGCAAACCCCCAGCCCAGCUUUGGCUGGGUGUGAGGCCACUGACCCUUACAGCCAGUAACCAUCCACAGGGCAUUUUCGCAGCUAAUUAGGGCUUAAUUAACUCCGCCCAUGCAGGGAGCACAGUCCAGAUGGAAGGUGGGGGCGCACACGGGGUGCGAUGUGGCAGCCAAAGGGGUGCUGCCUGGGGAACCAGGGCAGUGGAGAAGGGCAUGACUGGUGCUGCUGGGGGUCCCUGGGCAACCCCGGGGCAGCUGAGCGAGCCCAUGGCUCUGGCACAGGGUGGAUGGCAACUUGAGGAGUCCUCUCUCCAGCUCCUGCUCGCUCACGAGUAAUGGGGAAGAGUCUUUGUAAGCAAUAGUCCCCCCCAGGCACUGUGUGUGUCCCCCCCAACUUCUGACCACAGAAUAAAGUAAAUGUUGCCUGAGCUUGGCCCCGAGCCGUGACGGAGGGACCGGGGCUGGAUUUCUGGUGCCUGGUACAAUAGAGGGGAGUGAGGGGCUGCGUGGAGUGGCCGGCGUCUUGCGUGAGAAAGGGUUCGUUAUGGGGAUGUAAUGCUCUGUGCAGAGAUUAUUUUUUUUUUUUUGCUAUUUCUGGGGAGGAAGACAAACAAGAAAAAAGCCCUGAAGAACCAUGAAGAUCGGUAAUUGUAUUUCUUUUCUUUCACAGUAUGCAUUAGAAAAAAAAAGAUCCCAUUUUCUGGAAUACUGUCCUCUUUAAAUUGGGAAUGAGCACUGCAUGGAAAUUAACCGGCUCGAAGAAUGUAAAACAUGGUCAUAAGGGAGUAACCAACAAGAACAGCAGCCACCACCGAGAGCCCCCUUGUCAGGAGCACUGUGCAGGCAUAAGCCAGGAUUAGACUUUCCCAACUGCAGAAACGCAGAUUCGGCACACGAGACACGAUGUGCUCAGCGGAGGGGUCACCUCCUUAACGGGGGAUUGUGCCGCUGACCUGCCGCCACGCUGUCUUUGUUGGUUUGUGGUUUGGUUUUUUUUAUUGCUUUUUUUUUUUUUUUAAGUUAGCACUUCACGACUCCCACUCUCAGAGCAGGUCACUCGUUCCGAGAGGCAGAGAGCUUUCUCUGAGAUACGGAUGACAGUGUACAGUGUACAGGACAUCUGCCUAUUCCGCCCACUAAGGUUAAAUACACUGCUCAACGCCUGUCCCAGCUCCUCCUGCCAUGUGUAAAUGUACAGUCAAAGGGACUGGGACGUUCCCUGGGCUCUGCACAGCUUAGGGUCCAUCUCCAGCCUCGCACCACCCAGGCUGCCUGAGCAGGACACUUGGCCAUGCUGCCCCCGCGGCCGUAAGGCUCAGUAACAGCAUUCUUCCACACGCAGUUUGUUUUCAAAAUUAAAGAUUUUUUUUUUGUUGUUGUUUUUCCUAAACGUUUUUUUCUGUGCCCUGGAACCCUGGGCUGAGCCCGGUGCAGCUCGGUCCUUGGAGGAGCAAACGUGUUGCCCCGAGGUCUCCACACCCCGCCAACGCCUGCAGACCCCAAACGGAGCUCCUCAGAGAAAAAAAAAUAAAUCAAUAACUUAAGUAUUUAUGGCAAGUACAGCCACCUUUGAAUUUUGGAGACUAGCACAGAUGGCUUUGAAGAACCUCACAAAACUGACAAGGUUACAACUGGAGAAAGACCCAGACAGGUUAGGAGUCCCCAGGGUGCUGUGAACCGUUGGGCACCUGCCCUGACAUCUGCCUCUGCCCCAGAGGCAAACACUGUAAGAACCCUGCAAAAAAAAAAGACUCAUUUUAAACCGCUUUUGCCCUGAGAUGUACCUUUAGAGCUGAUUGUUUUUGAGUUCCAAAAUACUUGUGUUGCCAGAGACGGAAGUUUUCCAAGAGAGAAGGAACUAGAGGAAUGGAGACACGAUAGCAGGGCGUCCCACCGGCAGCGCGGUCCCUUUCAGGCGUGGAAGUGAUUUUGGGAUGCAGUCAGUGCUCUCCCUAAGAGCUGGAAAAAAGAGAAACACCCUCAAAAGAAUUGUUUAGUACUGAAGCUAAGCACAGUACAGCUUUAUCUGCUCAGCCACAAGCCAAGGCACCGCUCCCCCAGCCCUGAGCUGUCACAAACUCCUGCUUUAACCUCAAACUUGCAAAUCACUGAACACACGUUGUUCUGCUGAAAGAGCAGGAACGCUUAAAUCCUUCCACGAGUUAUUAAAAAUAUCUUAGAAGUUCCACUGCCAGCACCUUCUGGAGUUGUUGCUUAGUUUCCUGAGCCAGUAUGAAAAAUUCAAAUCAGGACAAAAUGUGGUUACAGUAGAGACCCCCCCUUCCCCUGCUCUCCUUCCCCCGACACUCAACAACUGGAGCUCGCCCUGCCCUGCCCAGCUGGGGUGCUGGGGGGGGGCAGGCAUCAUGCUCCAGGCUCAGCUCAGUUCUGUUCCUUCAGUUUGUGUUUCUGUUAUUUAUAAACUGUACAUUUCUCUCUGUGUGUGCGUGUGCGUCCCCGAGCGAGCGCCAGGGAGCCCACCAGCCCGGCCAGUCCCCCCCAACCUGGCCCUGGCCCAGCAAUACUGGGGGGCAAUCCCAGAGCAAAGCAACCACUAUUUCCCCCCCCUCACUUACCCCCAGCGUUUCGUCAGCUGCUCCCUUCUUUUUCUUUAUUUCGGUCUUGCGCUUUCUACAGUAAGAGGCUGUUCUAGUGCAAACUCGUCAAAGUGUAAACAAAAUGAAAACACACUCAGAUUUUUAUCUCAAUACGAGUCUUAAUAUUUUUUUUUUUGUAAAUGUUUUCAGUGUUUACUGUAACGUAUCUAUCUCACUAACAGUUGUAUAUAGUAACUUACUUCUGGUGCUGCUUAUUCGGUCAGGAUUUGGCUGUUUCUCACUGCUGUUUUGGAGAGGUGGCCUCAAACUUACGAAUCUGGAACCAGACCCAGGUUGUGAUUUCAGCCUCCUCCCUUUGGAGACCUGAGGGAAGGGGAAGGGAGAGAAGCCUGGGCUCCAGAUUUAGGGUUGGUCCACCUCAAGGAUUCUGUUUUAAGAGUUUUGAUUUGGGGUUUUGUCAAACUGUAGUGACCGCUUGUAAAAAAAAAAAAAAAGAAAAAAAAAGAAAAAUCAAAAAAUAAGAAGCAACAUUUUGUGCGAAGGGGGAUGAAACAGACUGACCAGUAUCCCAGGGUCUCUGGGACUGCAAGUGUCAUCAUUUGGGACAGGGAUUAUGGCUUCAGUGCCAAAGGCCUGGAGGGACCCAAGUCCUUCCCCACGCCAGCUCCUCCUACAGUGUAGUCACCAGCCCCUUUUGCACCAGUUUAAGCAAAUCCUGCCGCCAUCCAAAGAGUCCUGCGUCACUCGGCAUCGUCAUUUGAGUCUGGUUGGUUUUUAUUUUCUGCUUUUGCAGCUGUAAAGCACUGAUUGCACUGUGAGAACACGCUGAAUCCUCUGGCCUGGCAGCCCCGUAGGUUGCUGCAGGGUGUGGGACACAGGUUCUGCUACUACAACUACUCCUGGAGGGAGAAGGGACGUGGUGGACCCGAGCGAGGCGUCGCAGGCUCCCCUAGGAAAGCAAUCAGCACGUAAUCAGUCACUCCCAUAGUCAGAGCACUCGUAGGCUUUUCACAGUUACUAAUGUCCAUACUCAGAUGCAAUAGAAACCACGCCAGGGUCUGUCCUGUGAUGAACAAGGAGAGGAGCUUUAGUCCCAGGAGAUGGAAGAUGCACUGAUGUGUUCAGCAGGACAGGCACGGGGCUCAUUCCCCCGCCAUCCUGGGGCUGAGGGGUAGCAGCCCCCAGGAGACACCAUUCUGACAGCAGCCCCUAUGGCCAGUGGUGUCCAGCAGCUCCACCGAGGUCACUGCCCCAUCCCUGACAUUGAGCUUUGCUGGGAGAGCGCCAAGUAGAAAGUCCAAAGGCAAGACCUGUGACCCUGUCCCCAGGGUGGGUGCCCGGCAGCUUUCCCUCCUUCCACCUGCCAUGACUGCCAGGGUCAGCCUUGUCCCCAAAGGUUGGCCUUCAGCCCAAGCCAGGCCUCCAGCCCGGCCAGUUCUAGGACAUGGUGUGGGCCACAGUGGCCUCAUUGCCACCAGGAGAUCCCUUAGCUGGCCCCAGGAAGGGGCACUGCCCAUCCCUGACUCUCCGGGGCAAUUUGGGUAGAGACUGAGUAGCCACAAGGCUUGGACUUGUGGCACCUGCCCUGCCCUGAGGGCCACCAAGCCCCGUCCUGCCCCUGCAGAUAACUGAUGCCUUUUUCCUUGGGGAAAAUGACCCAUGGGGGGUGAGGGAGGACGGCAGCAGCACCCCAACAUGCAGCUCAUGGGCUUUAGAAACCAAAUCCAAUCUUUGAGGGCGUUGCACAACAUCCAGAAACCACCACGCUUUGGACAAUGGCGCCCUGUUCAAGCAUUGACCUUCACAGCUCACCCGAGCAGUGACAUUGCUGUAAAUGCCACAUGGUCCUGCAUCAGCUCCCGGUACCCAGAGUGCAGUCUCCAUCCUCACAUAUUCCUUUAUCAUACAUCACUGUGUCUUAAGAUAUACCUCUCUCUGUAUAUCUGCUUAGGCUGAUACUUGUUCCUGAUAAGCAGUUGCUAUGUUUUAUAUCCUCUUAUAAAGAAAAGCAAAUCUUUUUUUGUAAGUAUGUUUAAAAACAAAAAGAAGCAAAGUGGAAGUGUUUGCUGAAUCUACUUCAGCUCCUUUUAAACUAUGUAAUAAUGUACAGAGAAAGUUGUUGGUGUUUAAAGAAAUGAUGUGGCCGUGCAAUUUAUGUACAUUUGCAAUUAGAAAUAUUAAAGAUUUAUUUAGAUAUUUUA